GAUGGGAUGAAGGAGCUGAGUGUAUGCAGCCGGCACAGGCACAACAUGGGCAGGGUGUUAAGGACAGGGAGCCUCUUACUAUCUUGGAACCGGCCACACUGGGAACCUGUAGUAGGCAUGCCUUCCACCAAAAGAAGCCGGGGAGCAGGCACCGUGUGCUGAUGAUGCUAUUUGCAGACCAGCUCGGUAUUGGGCAGAAGUCACAGCGAGCCCGCACGCUCCUAUCCCGCUUAGUAGUAUCACCUGCUGGGACAACACUUCCUACGGCUCACUGCUUGGUGUCACGACAGAGGCACAUACUGCGACAACUGUCAGCACAGGGCGACAGCUGGUCUCUAUAUCGGACUCCUGCUGCUGGGGAACCCUGGUCAGCGUCCAUGCCCCACUGGCCCAGGGUGUGAGAGAGACCCCGCCGCCAGGACAGCUGUGACUAGUGACCCGCAGCGGCGCGGAGAGCUGACCCCCGGGUACCUGAGUUCCCGGCUGCGAUGGGCUCGGCACAUGAUCUCUCCCAGCUGCGGAGCCUGUUCGCCGCCUGUGAUGUGAAUGGCUCCGGGCUGGUUGAGCUGGAGGACUUCGCCGCCGUGUGCAGGGAUGUGGGCGUACAGCCCCGUCUGGUGCGGCCGCUGUUCCGCAGGCUCGAUGUGGAUCAGGACGGAAUCAUCGACUUCGUGGACUUCUCUGCCCGCUUCGAGGAGGUGUCCGAAGCCCUGAACCUGGCAGCAUACCGGCCCCCUGAGCCGCCUGCUGGCUGGAAGGAGGUGGAGGGCAGGCUGGGGGGAGAGACCGAGCAUCUGACCAGUGAAACCAGAGAGCAACUUUGGAACUUAUACCAGGAAAUCCAAGAAGUCUCUGUGCCCGGACUUCUUGAACAAUAUGAGAAACUGAUUGAGAACAUGUCCUAUGACUUUCGUGCUCAACGGCUUAACAUGGAAAAGCUGGAAUCCGUCCUGAAAAGGACAGAGGAGACCACAGCCUUGCAGAUGGCAGAGUUGGAAGAAGACUUGCAGCAUCACUUGACAAAAGUGGAAGGUCAAAUACGUGAUGAGGAACAGCAGAGACUUGAAGCUGCUAUUCAAGAGUUGCAAAGAAGACAUGGGAUUGAGAUAUCUGAAAUGCAAGCCAGGAUUGACAGGAUAGCAAAGAACCAAGAUAAACGCAAGGCUCAGGAAUCCAAAGAAGAAAGUACUAAACUGAAAAACCAAAUAUUUGACCUUUCUCAGGAAAAUGAACACUUGAAACAAAACGUACUAGAGACCCAGACCAACAUUUCACUACUACAGACUGAACUGGACAAGCUGAAGAAUGACUAUGCCGAUCAGCUGAUGCACCAUUCACAAGAAAAAGAGAUGCUGAAGGCCAUGAUCGAUGAAAGCAGAGCUUACAGCAGCCAAAUCCAGAUACUUAAUGAAGCCAACAAGUCUCUGUAUGACAGUAAUGACAGCAUGCGAUCCGCUCUUACAAACUUUGAAAAUGAAAAGAAACGGCAUUCUUCUCCCAAUCCUCAAAAGGAAGCACCUGUGAUUACUUACAGCAGCUAUGCCACAGAGGAUGAUCCAUACCACCGGUUUUCUGAUGUAGCCAAGUGGGCCAACAAAUGCAAUGAAAGUGGAGUGUCCCUGCCUCGCAGCAUUGGAUACAGUGAUGUGGAUAGCUCCGCCAGUGAAUUUGGCAGUGAACACAGCCACAGCUCCAACGAGCCCUGGGAAGGAAGUGUUUCUUAUGUGAAUUCUGAAGCAGAGACACUGGAGGCCAGAUCAGAAGUUGAUGGUAGAACCAAAUGGAGUCCGUCUCGACCCGUAAGCCGCAGUGGUUCCUCUGCUUCUUCAAAAAGGCGACUUCCUGCAUUUACACCAAAAAAAGAAGGUUUGGUCUUAGGAGAAGGAUCCCAAUCCCCUAGUCCAAUUUAUAGGCUCGUGCUGGCUGGAGAUGCUGGAUCCGGGAAGUCCAGUUUCCUUCUAAGACUGUGUUUGAAUGAAUUCCGAGGCGACAUUCCUACCACAUUAGGAGUUGACUUUCAUAUGAAGAAACUAUUAGUUGAUGGAGAUUAUACAACACUUCAGAUCUGGGACACAGCUGGACAAGAAAGGUUCCGCAGUAUAGCAAAGUCUUAUUUCCGGAAAGCCCAUGGGGUGUUGCUGAUGUAUGAUGUCACAUCAGAAUCCAGUUUCCUCAAUGUACGGCAGUGGAUUGACGAGAUCAAAAAUUCAUGUGAUAAACCUAUACCCCUGAUGCUGAUUGGCAAUAAAACAGACUUGAGGGCAGAAGGGAGCAGGGGAAUUCCAACUGCAAUAGGGGAAAAGCUGGCCAUGGCCUAUAGCUCCCUCUUCUGUGAGACAAGUGCAAAGGAUGGCACCAAUGUAGUGGAAGCUGUUCUUCAUCUUGCCAGGGAAGUGAAGAAAUCUGUGGAUCUGGUGAAAGAAAACCAAGAAGCGGUGACCAAUCUCAGCAUUCCAGAUAAAAAGUCUAAUUGCUGCAAGAUCUAACACUGAUUACAUCUGGGAUUGUAUUUCCAGACAAGACCAUAUGAAGGAUAAAAGUGAUUGGUCCAGCUGACAAAAACUGAUAACUGAUGCCUUUCACUAUUUUGUACCCCAAUCUGGGAUGGAAUUUUGCAUUGAACAAAAUGCAGCAUUUCUCUUCUAAGAACAGCAUGCUGAAUGAACUCUUAUAGAAACAUAGGCUCCCCCCCAGACUAUUAAUUCCUUUGUCUAUGUCCUCUGGAAAUGUGUAUAUAUAUUUUUUUUCUAAUUUGGACAAAUGGUUCUUCACUGCCUCUAAUGUAUUGAGAAUUGAUAGUUGAUAUUUAUCUAAUCUACAUGAUAUUUUAAACAUUUGGUAACUUCUCAGCAAUAGUGAUUAAAACAUAACUGGUUUGUUACCAAAAAUGAUGUAACAUAGUUUUAGGAGAUUUAGAAUCUAAUGUUUGUUUUGUCAGAUUUGAUGUGUCAGUUAGACACCAGGCAGAACAUUAAUAAGAGAAUGGUCCUCUAUGAGGCUUUUAUACGUUUAUUUUCUUACUGCAGCAUUUUUGGUGCGCUAGGUGGUUACAGCUCACAAUUCUGGAUCAAACACAUUUGCCUUAAAUGUCACCUGACUAAUGCGUAGUGUUCACUCUAGGCUGUUUUAGCAGGGCGCCGCUCCCUGCCCGUUUUUUAGCAGGCAAAACCCGCCCUGCCCCUUUUGCGGCGCCCUGCUAGAACAGCCGCCCGCUUCCUGCCGGCAUCCAUUCACGCAUUGGGAGAGGGCUGGGGGAAGCCCAGCACCGACGGAGGUGCUGGGCACGCCCCCAACAGUGACGUCACCGGCCACAGACGCUCUCUAUAGUAGCGUCUGUGGGCCGCACCGCCCCCUAAACCGCCCCCUAAAAUAACGUAGGCGUGGCCACGCCCCCUAAUUUGCGUGGCCGCGCCCCCGUUUCGGCCGUGCCCCCGGAGUCCAGCGCCCUGCCCCUUUUCACUCCUAGAGUGAACACUAUAAUGCGCACACACCAUUGGUACUGUAGUGCCUUUGACUAUGAACAUUUUAAAAUAAUUGCAAGGGUUUGGUCGUGUACAAUUGCUACAAUUUUUCUUAACGCUGAAUAAAGUUUUUAUCUAAGUUA
Messenger RNA from Pseudophryne corroboree (corroboree frog), 3604 nucleotides. Its product is annotated as ras and EF-hand domain-containing protein-like. Gene Ontology annotation, molecular function: calcium ion binding; GTPase activity; GTP binding. Bases 489 to 2486 code for a protein of 665 amino acids. The transcript has 17 exons. The record is from RefSeq and is a predicted model, not a curated record. Lineage: Eukaryota; Metazoa; Chordata; Amphibia; Anura; Myobatrachidae. Gene Ontology annotation, biological process: vesicle-mediated transport.